Molecule: messenger RNA, 2898 nt
Organism: Aedes albopictus (Asian tiger mosquito)
Lineage: Eukaryota; Metazoa; Arthropoda; Insecta; Diptera; Culicidae
Product: transcription factor HES-4
Exons: 3
Coding region: 731-1768 (345 amino acids)
Biological process (GO): regulation of neurogenesis; anterior/posterior pattern specification; regulation of transcription by RNA polymerase II
Cellular component (GO): nucleus
Molecular function (GO): DNA-binding transcription factor activity, RNA polymerase II-specific; protein dimerization activity; RNA polymerase II cis-regulatory region sequence-specific DNA binding
Source: RefSeq, a predicted model, not a curated record
AUACGGGAGUCGGAUAAGCGCCUUUUGCUUUGGCUGCCGCCCAUGCCGAUGUGUGUCGCUAUGUGUUUUAUGUUUCGCUCCGGUGCAGGGUCAACUGCAUCAGCAGAAGCGCCUACUCCGUUUUGCGUGUGCUCCUUCGCUCCUUCGAUCGGAUCGGUUCGGUGUGGGUCGGUCGGCGUUGUUAUGGUUUCUGUUCUAUGCCUACUAUGUUUUGGUCGUCGUCGUCUUCCUCCUCGGUGGUUCCGUUCUAUCCCCGUUUCGUGGCCGGCGUGGGAAAAUGCAUAGCUACACACCGCCGAGAAGUGAGAUGAAAGUCAAAUUUAUUGAAACAGACGGACGCAGAGGCAGAGGGGUAGGGUAGAACGCCAUGCAGCCAAGCAGAUAGAUCGUGGGAACGGUUCUGGGUUGGUUGGGUUCUGACGACGAGCGACGACCGACACGGAGUGAGGUGGGGUGAAUAAAUUUUUAAUGAUAUCGAGGAUCGGUGGGAACAACAUGUGCGCGCAGAGGAAAGUGGGUUCGGAUCAAAUAGCUUCACACUCUGUGGUUGCUUUGGGAUUUCGGGAGCGCGCAUUCGCAAGUCGGAAGCGAACGGUGAUAGAUCGGGUUCGAUGAGCUGCGCGAGAAUAGAGUGAUUAUUGAUACGGAAGUGAAUCGUUGAGCUGAUUGCACCUCGCGUCGCGUGGAGGUGUUUUAUGGAAUUGGAUUAGUUGCUGCCUGUGAACUAAAGAUGGAUUUUCCGGGGAAGUCGGAUCAUCAUGGCAGUGAAGGUCGGGAUGCGGAGAGCUAUCUCAGAAGGAUUAAAGCGGAAAUAAGAAAGACCAACAAACCAAUUAUGGAGAAGAAACGACGAGCAAGGAUAAAUAAUUAUUUAAACGAUCUCAAGGCCCUGCUACUGGAUGCUAUGAAGAAAGAUCCUAUCCGUCAUUCAAAACUAGAAAAGGCGGACAUUUUGGAUCUAACCGUGAAGCACCUGCAGGAUAUGGAACGUCGUAAACUGGCCAUUGCGAUGGCCGUAGAUCCGACUGUGGUUGAUAAGUUCAAAAGUGGAUUUAACGAGUGUAUCGAAGAAAUCGACAAAUAUCUCAACACGGUGUCCGGUGUAGACUCCGGAAUCAAGCAACGCAUAUCGAAUCAUCUAAAGUCCUACUUGAAGUAUCAACGGUUUCCACAGUCUGGCGCAAUGGGCUCUUUUGGAGGUCUCUUUGGUCGAUCUUCGGACGAAAUCAACAACAACGGACGACUGGCAAUGGACGCUAUGCCACUGAUCCCUUCAUUACUUCCAAGUGGAGAACUGGCCUUCAUCAUGCCUCACAACAGCACCAAUACCUUGCCCAUAUUCCCCAGACUUCCUCCACUUAACGCAAGCCACUUCAAGCCGAUCCUCCAAGAGAAGCAGCCAUUUGCUCCGAGCCCUCCGUUGAGCCCAGUUUCAGAUCAAGAUAGCACCAAAGGAGACCCCAAGACAACCACUCCUCUAACGAAACUGAGACCCGGACUAGCCGAACAUUUGAUGGCAGCCUUCCCUACGCCCCCAACGCCUGAAGAUUCCACACGAGUAUCGGCUUUCAAGCCCAAUCAUAAACUGAUCGACCGCAUACGACUUCGGUGUGAACCGAUCGAAAGAGAAGAGCAAUCGGACACCAAGCGGAGGAAAGUGGACAGGGAAGUGGAGUUUAGUGAGGACGAUAGCGAUGAAGAGGAUGAUGCUGGUGCGGAUGCAGAUGGAAAGGAUACCGCAGGUGGAGAUAUGUGGAGGCCUUGGUGAGAGGGGGUGUUCGAGUGGAGAUGAAUUUGUGAUACCAAGAAAACAAAACUUCUAUAUCAUGAAUGAAACUUACGAGCUUUAAUACGUGGAUAAUAUUUUGAUAGAAAAUAGUGGCAGCUUUAGUAUAUAAAUAGUUUGCUAUAGAAUAUGUGUACGAAGUUUACAUAAAUAAACAAGAUUUUUAUUUUUAUGUUUCGUUUUGGUGAACUUAGUUUGAAAGAUGUUUGUUUUUUUUUUCGUUUAGUGAUUUAGAAGCUUUGAACUAAAAGUGUUAAUAGACUAAGACAAAUAGGCAAUAUUACGAAUACUUACAUCCCAGUUUAUUUGCAAAAAUGUUCAUUUCAUGUAAAUUGAGAAUUAUUUUCCAGGGUUUCAACUGUGAUGCUUGUAGAUCUUGUAUAUUUGCUUCUUUGCACUGUAUAGAAACAAUUCAUACGAAAAAUCAUAUUUACAUGUCUUUGUACGCGAUUUUAUCUCGCACAAUUUUCUCGUAUUUACGCAACUUAUUUCGAGUGAUUUUAGCCACCGCCAAAAUUCAUAUUUUUCGCGCGAUUUCUCCAAGUAACGUAGCUUUUAUUUACGCGAAUUUGAUCCCGCAUAGACGAAUGAAUCACAGAAAAGUCUAUCCUGAAAAUUAAUCUCGCAUACUAUUCUGCGUCCUUGGUUAUGUACAGGGGGUGGCCAAAAUGUUUGGGAUAGGCAACUUUUUUUUCUCUCAUAAAAAAGUUCAAAAUGCUGUAACUUUUCAUAGAGUGCAUCAAAAAUUCUCAAAUUUUGACUGUUUGUCAACCUAUUAUAUGUGCAUCAUUGGUACAAAUUUGGGCUCGAUUGGUUAAUCUUUCGCGAAGCUAGAAUCGUUCUCGUAAAACACUAUUUUUUAGACAACUAAUUUUUGAGCUGUCAUAUCUCGGACACCAGUGAACCGAAUUGAAUGAAAUUUUGAACGUUUAUCAUCAAUAUAUUAAUGCUUGAAAAUUCUUGUAGGUACUUUUCAAACGUUGAAGAAAGUUAUGAUGGGUCGAUACUUUUAGGAUCUUUCUCGAAAAAAUGUAUUUUUUUCACAUCUCUGUCAUUAAUUUUUAUUUUUUAUUUCCAAAGAUUUUCUGCUUCUGUUCUUAAGAUAUCUAUAA